Molecule: messenger RNA, 1764 nt
Organism: Pipistrellus nathusii (Nathusius's pipistrelle)
Lineage: Eukaryota; Metazoa; Chordata; Mammalia; Chiroptera; Vespertilionidae
Source: the annotation of a GenBank genome assembly
AUGGCGGACCUGGCGAACGAAGAAAAACCUGCCAUUGCUCCGCCCGUCUUUGUGUUUCAGAAGGAUAAAGGACAAAAGUCCUCUGCAGAGCAAAAAGACUUGUCGGAUUCGGGAGAGGAGCCUCAGGGGGAGGCUGAGGCUCCCCACCAUGGCCCAGGUCACCCUGAGUCAGCUGGUGAGCAUGCUCUAGAGUCUCCUGCCCCUGCUAGCGCUUCAGCCAGCGCUCCUGAAGCCCAGCUUCCUCCUUUUCCACGAGAACUGGCAGGGAGGUCAGCUGGAGGCUCCAGCCCUGAAGGUGGUGAAGAUUCUGACAGAGAAGAUGGAAAUUACUGCCCUCCUGUCAAGCGAGAAAGGACGUCCUCUUUAACCCAAUUCCCACCUUCACAGUCAGUAUCAAAAAACAAUGUUUUUAUGCCAUCAACCUUCUGCGAGCCAUCUGCAGGCAAUUCUGACUCAGAACCAGAGGAAAAGAGCAGUGGGUUCCGGUUGAAGCCACCAACGCUGAUCCAUGGCCAGGCACCCAGUGCAGGUCUGCCAAGCCAGAAGCCCAAGGAGCAGCAGCGGAGUGUGCUUCGCCCUGCAGUGUUACAAGCCCCACAGCCAAAGGCACUCUCACAGGCCGUUCCAAGCAGCAGCACCAAUGGGCUCAGUAUCCCAGCAGACUGCACAGGAACAGCGACAUCGACAUCACUCGACAACCCCACACAGAGAAGUCCACCUGACGAGGCGCCAGCACCUGAGGAGAAAGAGCCCCAGAAAAAUGAGUCUAGCAGUACUUCUGAGGAGGACAGCUGUGAGAAAAAAGAGCAAGUUGCACAGCAAGCAUUUGUAUUUGGGCAGAACUUGAGGGACAGAGUUAAGUUAAUAAAUGAAAACACUGAAGCAGCUGACAUGGAAAAUGCUGGACACCCCAGUUCAGAAACGCCAACCGCGACCAACUAUUUUCUUCAAUAUAUCAGCUCCAGUUUAGAGAACUCGACCAAUAGUGCCGAUGCCAGCAGCAACAAAUUUGUAUUUGGCCAGAACAUGAGCGAGCGCGUACUGAGCCCACCCAAAUUAAAUGAGGUCACUUCAGAUGCCAACAGGGAGAACUCAACUGUCGAGUCUGGGUCUGAGUCUUCAUCCCAGGAAGCCACCCCUGAGAAAGCUAAUAACAUUGCAGAGUCCCUGGCCGAAUCGGCAGCCGCCUACACUAAGGCAACAGCGAGGAAGUGUUUGUUGGAAAAAGUGGAAGUCAUCACCGGGGAGGAAGCAGAGAGCAACGUGUUACAGAUCCAGUGUAAGCUGUUUGUCUUUGACAAGACCUCGCAGUCUUGGGUGGAGAGAGGCCGGGGACUGCUGAGACUCAACGACAUGGCUUCGGCUGACGAUGGGACAUUACAGUCCCGACUAGUGAUGCGGACCCAGGGUAGCUUGCGACUGAUCCUCAACACCAAGCUGUGGGCCCAGAUGCAGAUUGACAAGGCCAGUGAGAAGAGCAUUCGCAUCACAGCCAUGGAUACCGAGGACCAGGGCGUGAAGGUCUUCCUGAUCUCGGCCAGCUCCAAGGACACAGGCCAGCUAUAUGCCGCUCUGCACCACCGCAUCCUGGCCUUGCGCAGCCGCGUGGAGCAGGAACAGGAGACCAGAACACCUGCCCCCGAGCCUGGGGUGGCCCCAUCCAAUGAGGAUGACAGUGACGAUGACGACGUCCUAGCUCCGUCAGGGGCCACAGGAGGCGGCGCUGACAACGAAGGGGACGGGCAGACAGCUGGGAGCACAUAG